This is a messenger RNA of Dioscorea cayenensis subsp. rotundata (Guinea yam), 1654 nucleotides long. Its product is annotated as probable leucine-rich repeat receptor-like protein kinase At5g49770. Gene Ontology annotation, molecular function: protein binding. Bases 67 to 1317 code for a protein of 416 amino acids. The transcript is spliced from 15 exons. The record is from RefSeq and is a predicted model, not a curated record. Lineage: Eukaryota; Viridiplantae; Streptophyta; Magnoliopsida; Dioscoreales; Dioscoreaceae.
UAAAGCUUUGUUUGCUCCACUGUUUCUUGUUUCUGAGAGCAAUCCAAGGCAUGAGUGACAUGCCCAAUGUCAGUUGAUAAACAAGUGAUGACUAGAAAAGAACUUUUCUUGUUGCUGUUAUGCUUUGAAGCUCUAAGAGUUGGUUUUAGUGAAACAGAUCAACAAGAUGUCAAUGCUCUUAGAUCCCUGAUGAAUCAGUGGCAAAACACGCCACCAACCUGGGGCCAGUCAGAUGAUCCUUGUGGUACACCAUGGGAAGGAGUCGUUUGCAAGAAUUCAAGAGUGAUUGCACUGAGACUAUCAACCAUGGGCAUAAAAGGUACACUGAGUGAUGAUUUGAGCCAACUAUCUGAAUUGCAAUCUCUGGAUCUGUCAUUUAACAAUGAUCUAAUUGGUACUCUUACCCCAAAUAUUGGCAAGUUGAAGAAACUAACCACAUUGAUACUGUCUGGUUGCGGUUUCACUGGUAAAAUUCCACAGGAAUUAGGCACUUUACCACACCUCUCAUUUUUGGCUUUGAGCUCAAACAAGUUCACCGGUGCUAUACCUGCUUCUUUAGGUAGUCUUUCAAAUCUCUACUGGUUGGACUUAGCUGACAAUCAGUUUAGUGGGCAACUGCCUGUCUCAUCAGGAACAUCUCCUGGCCUGGACCUCCUUACCAACACAAAGCACUUUCAUUUCAAUAAGAACAGGUUGUCAGGGACCAUUCCGGCAAGCCUUUUUAACUCAAAUAUGAAACUGAUACACUUAAUUCUUGAUGGAAAUAAUUUCAGUGGUAGCAUACCAUUAACUAUAGGAUUGGUUCAAACACUUGAGGUUCUUCGGCUUGGUAAGAAUCGUUUUAAUGGAACAGUUCCCUCUAGCAUUAGCAAUCUCACAAGCCUCAAUGAACUGGACUUGGCAAACAAUAACCUAACUGGGGCUAUGCCUGAUCUCACUGGAAUGAACAAGCUCGUCUAUGUAGAUUUGAGCAACAACACAUUCAUUCCUUCGGAAGCUCCAGAGUGGUUCUCAACAAUACAGUCUCUCGUCACUCUAGUGAUAUCAUCUGGAGGACUAAGAGGAGUAGUGCCGAGAAAGCUCUUCAGCUUUCCUCAACUUCAACAAGUGAUUCUUGAAAAUAAUGCAUUCAAUGGAACACUUGAAAUUACCAACAUCAGUCCUCAAUUACAAACUGUUGAUUUCCAAAACAAUGAGAUCACAUCAGUCAUUUUGAAUUCAAACUACAAUGGCACACUGAUACUUGUGGGGAACCCUGUGUGUAGUACAAAUAUUACAGUCUUCUGCCAGCUUCAAAAGCAGCAAUUAUCACCCUAAUCCAAGAUCUGGUAGCAUCUUCUUGAUGUUUACCUUUUUAUAUUAACUUUGCUAUUGAUUUCUUAAAUUAUAAGUGAAUUUUUAGCAUUCAACACUGCGAUACAUAUAUUUGCGACAUAUAAAUGUGUCACAGAUUUGCGACACAAAUUGCAACCAUUUGUGGCUAAAAAACAAAAACGUUACAGAUUUAACCAAAUUGCAUCGCAAAAAAAUGACCAUCCAAGAAUGCUGUCAAUUUUGUCGCAAAAGUUUUUGCAUCUACUAUGUAAUGGUUUCCGACACAGAUUGCAACACAUUAUUUGCAACAAUCUAUUGACGUCACAAACUUUGUCGCAAA